Molecule: messenger RNA, 4862 nt
Organism: Corythoichthys intestinalis (scribbled pipefish)
Lineage: Eukaryota; Metazoa; Chordata; Actinopteri; Syngnathiformes; Syngnathidae
Gene: gucy2d
Product: guanylate cyclase 2D, retinal
Exons: 19
Coding region: 550-3993 (1147 amino acids)
Biological process (GO): receptor guanylyl cyclase signaling pathway; cGMP biosynthetic process; intracellular signal transduction
Cellular component (GO): plasma membrane
Molecular function (GO): guanylate cyclase activity; adenylate cyclase activity; protein kinase activity
Source: RefSeq, a predicted model, not a curated record
UCCCACACUAGCAUGGAUUAAAAGCUAAGAAGGCUGAGAAGUCACAGCUCAAAUGUCCUCCCCGGUACUUCCCAUUUUCUAUUACAAGUUUCUUGUCCCAGCAGUCUGUCCCUCUUUUUAAUGUUUUUUUCAAUUUUUAUUUUUCAAAUCUGCUCUCGCUCUCAUGCAUCUGAGGUUUGGGGAGGGUCCCAGUCCCAGGUUGGGAGAGCAACGAGUGAUGGGAAGUUCAAUAAGUGGAGAGCUGGAUAUGUGAGGGUAUUUUUAAACAGGGACUUAAUCUUGAAGGGAGCUAUUUUUUGUUGUUUUAUUUAUUUGAAAUAUUUAUUCGUCACAGUAACUGUAAACAAGAUGGACUUUGGAUGGUAUGAUAUAUUGACGUGGAUUUUAUGUAGAGAACUACCCCAGUGAUGGCUCGGUACUUCGUGGACAUCCGUCUGGACUUCAGCACAACAGGGUGCUAAGGGGAGAGUCUCCCAAUCACCCACGGUCACGUUUCCAAGGCACGUUCACCAUCUCCCGGAGAGGACAUCACAGAAGUAGUACGAGGGAAUGGCAAGUCACAGAGACUCUUGCUUCCUCCACAAGCUGUCCUACCACCCUCGAUGGCCGCAUGGCUUAUUUAAACUGAGAAGGAAAAGACACAUGUGGACAAACAGUGACCUAGCUCAUGGUUUCCUUGUUUCCUCAUCUGCUUCAUUAUCAUUUUUUAAGCCACAGUUGCCAUUUUCCCCUAUACAGCAUUUUAAGAGCAGCUGGGCAAACUGGCUUUUCAUGUGCUUACUCUUAAUGUCAUCCCUACCUUGUCAAGCCUGGGCAACCACUUUCAAAGUGGCCCUGGUUGGACCUUGGACUUGUGACUCCUUUUACUCCAAAGCCCUGGCGGAUACUGCGGCCCGCCUCGCCACUGCACGCAUUAACAAGGACCCCCACCUUAACAAAGGCUACUGGUAUGACUACACGCUGAUCAACGAGGACUGCAAGUCAUCUCGUGCCAUCGCUCGCUUUGCAGAGCUGGAAGGAUACGGCUCUGCGUUCUUGGGCCCAGCUAACCCAGGGUACUGCUCUUCAGCUGCUUUGUAUGCUAAAGAGUGGGAUGUUGGAAUUCUGUCCUGGAGUUGCCUAAAACCUAACAUGGAAGAAGGAAGGACAUACCCUACAUUCCUACGGCCACAGCCGUUGUCUUCACGUGUUCUUUUCACAGUGCUACGCUAUUUCCGGUGGGCCCACGUGGCAAUCAUCUCAGAGGACAGUGACAUCUGGGAGGCCACUGGAUAUGAGCUGGCUUCAUCGCUAAGGGAUUUGGGCUUGCCCGUCAACCCUGUUGUGACUAUGGAAGCUGGAAAGGACGGGCCGAGGCGGGCCUUGACAAAAGUGCGGGAGACUGAUCGAGUUAGAGUGAUCAUUAUGUGCAUGCCAUCUGUGCUGGUUGGUGGCCUAUCCCAGUACGAACUCCUGACUUCAGCAUUAGCCAUGCGAAUGAUCGACCGCGGCUACGUGUUCAUCCCCUACGACACGAUGCUCUACGCUCUUCCGUACAACAACGCUUUCUACUACAACCUCGGCAAUGACACCAAGCUGAGGAAAGCCUACGAUGGGGUGCUCACCAUCACUAUGGAUUCUGAAGACCGUAAUUUUUUCGAGGCCUACAAAGCAGCUCAGGAUAGCUACGAAAUCCGCAGCAGCACUGCAGCAGAGAACGUUUCUCCAUUCUUCGGUUCAAUCUACAACAUGAUGUAUUACAUAGCGAUGGCAGCCGAACAGGCCCGUGCCAGCAGCGGUCGCUGGGUGAACGGCGAGAUCCUCAGCUCCAACGAGGGUGGAUUUGAAUUCCAGGGCUUCAACCAGCGCUUGUGGGCGGGAAGGAACGGCGAAGGCAUGCAAGCUCGCUACGUCGUGCUGGACUACAGCGGCAUGGGCAACUCUCUUUAUUCCACUCAUCGUCUGGAGGCCGCGCACACGGACGGCAGAAUCGGAGGCUUGAAAUAUCUCGGUCGGUCCAUCCAUUUUGCCGGGAGUACUCCUUACACAGACUCCAGUUGCUGGUUUAGUCCUUAUUUUGCCUGCAGUGGAGGAAUGGAUUAUACUACUAUCUUCUUUUUCCUUCUCAUCGUUAUGCUCGUUGGUGCUGCUGCAAACGCCUUUAUUCAUUUCAAGAGGAGCGGCAGAGUGGGCUUUACAUUUGGAGACGGUGGUGGCAGCACAUCUACCAAAGUACUUCUGACACUGGAUGACCUAGUCUUCAUUAACACACAAAUCAGCAAAAGGAAGCUGAAUGAUGAAAGCAUCAUGAGGAGUCAGCUGGAUAUGAAGACCCCUCACCACUCGGUGUCCGGUCGCAGCUACUUGGCCUCCACCCCAGACAGUUCCAAUGUUGCUGUAUUUGAAGGUGAUUGGGUUUGGUUGAAAAAAGUCCCACCUGGAAGUGUUUCAGGCGUCAAUAGCAGCACUGAGUCAGUCUUCAUCAAGCUCCGAGACAUGAGGCAUGAGAAUCUCAAUCUCUUCUUGGGACUCUUCCAUGACUCUGACAUCUUCGGAGUGGUGACAGAGCACUGCUCCAGAGGCAGUUUGGAGGAUUUACUCCUCAAUGAGGACGUGCGCCUGGACUGGAUGUUCAAGUCUUCCCUGUUGAUGGAUCUAAUCAGGGGGAUGAAGUACCUACACAAUCGAGGAAUCAUUCACGGACGACUCAAAUCCCGAAACUGUGUGGUGGAUGGGCGCUUCGUGCUGAAGGUGACCGAUUAUGGCUUCAAUGAACUACUCAGUACCCAAAACAUCAGCCUGGAGGAAGAAAAACCUGAAGAUCUUUUCUGGACUGCUCCUGAAAUGCUGCGUAAUGUCUCCCUGAGGAGAAGGGGUACUUUUCCUGGGGAUGUCUACAGCUUCUCUAUAGUUGCACAAGAAGUGAUUUCGCGCUCUGCACCCUUCUGUAUGCUGGACAUGCCACCAAAGGAGAUUAUCAGCAAGGUCAAAGAGCCCCCUCCUUUGUGUCGGCCCUCCGUGUCAGUGGACGAGGCCCCCCUGGACGUCAUUCAGGUCAUGAAGCAAGCGUGGAGCGAAGAACCCGAGAAGAGACCAACGUUUCAUGAUAUUUUCAAACAGUUUAAAAGCAUCACCAAAGGCAAGAAGACCAAUAUUAUCGACUCAAUGCUGCGGAUGUUGGAGCAGUACUCCUCAAACUUGGAGGAUCUGAUCCGGGAGAGGACAGAAGAGUUGGAGGUGGAGAGACAGAAGACGGACCAGCUGGUGGCUCAGAUGUUGCCCAAGUCUGUGGCCCAAGCGCUGAAAACAGGCAAACCGGUCAAGCCUGAGCACUUCAACGACGUCACGCUCUACUUUAGCGACAUUGUCGGCUUCACCACCAUCUCAGCUCUCAGUGAGCCCAUCGAGGUGGUUGACCUGCUUAAUGACCUCUACACGCUCUUUGACGCCAUCAUUGGCCUGCAUGACGUGUAUAAGGUGGAAACUAUAGGAGAUGCAUACAUGGUGGCCUCCGGAGUUCCCAAUAGGAACGGCAACCGUCACGCCGCCGAAAUGGCCAACAUGUCUCUAGACAUUCUCCACUGCAUCGGCACCUUUAAGAUGAGACACAUGCCUGAAUUAAGAGUUCGGAUCCGGAUCGGCUUGCACUCCGGCCCAGUCGUAGCAGGAGUAGUGGGCCUCACAAUGCCUCGCUACUGCCUCUUUGGAGACACAGUCAACACAGCGUCUCGAAUGGAGUCCACCGGGUUGCCUUACAGAAUACAUGUCAACCAGACCACAGUAGACAUCCUAAACAGCUUGAAACUGGGAUACAAAAUUCAAGUUAGAGGUCUGACGGAAUUAAAGGGAAAAGGUGUGGAGAACACGUACUGGUUGGUGGGAAGAGAAGAUUUUAAGAAAGCUUUGCCUAUUCCACCAGACCUUCAAGGGGGAAGUAAUCAUGGCAUCGGUUUGGAUGAGAUUCCACCAGACAGAAGACAAAAGUUUCUGGAUCGCCAGAAGAAGAUGGGCUAGAUUGGUGCUGAAAGCUUUGUUUGUUUUUAUACAACUCACAGCCACUAAGUGUGUGCACUAUAGACUGUUGAGGUCUAAAAUGUGUGCCGCUAGAGGAAGGCACUGUAAUACUGUUAUACAGGUGUGUAACCUUCAUCUAUAGUAAUGCUGCAAUUGCAUUAAUGCUGUAAGCUUUCCUCAAACUAGAUGCGAAAACUUUAGAUCAUUGAGCAGAUAUUCAGCCAUUAAUCUGUGGCUUUCUUUUUGCAAAAUGACUUCACAAAUUUACAUUCAAUUCUUCGAAGGUGAUGAUAUUAUAACUAUUAUAGUAUAGCUCUGCUCAGUGGAUCAGGACAUCCUCAGCAUACGAUUAUUAUUAUUAUUGCUUAAGUCAGGUCACAACAUUUUUGAUAAAAGUGAAGGUUCAGUCUGACUGACGUAAAAAAUGAUGUCGGGGUCAAAAUACCACCAGGAAAACAAAAAUAAUCACAUUGAACGACAACCUGUGCUCUACUGCAAAGUGGAAUAUGUACUGUAUCUACUUUAAUGAUAUGUGUAUUGAUUUUUCAACAUGAUACUGAUGUGUUUUACCAUGUCAGAAAAAAAAAUACAACAGGAAUUAAUUUCAGAUCAUUGUUGGUUUGCUGCAUGUAUAUACCGUAAUUAAUGUGCACACAUUGGUUGGUCCGAAAGCAUAAAGGAUGAACAACAGAAUAUUUUCUUGGAUAGAAAUGGUAGGACCUUCUAGACUUUGAAUCUUUUAUUUUAUUUAAUUUUUUGCCAAAGACAAUAGAUACAGCGGACUUAACCCAAACGUAAAGGACUGUGCAAAUUAUUUUGAAUGGGAGGUUCGUUGUGUUGAUGUAAAUAAAUUAUGGUUUAAGUGGAAA